Talpa occidentalis (Iberian mole) is the source of this 7122-nucleotide messenger RNA. It is a transcript of the gene ARHGEF15, whose product is annotated as Rho guanine nucleotide exchange factor 15. Bases 206 to 2737 code for a protein of 843 amino acids. Gene Ontology annotation, biological process: activation of GTPase activity. The record is from RefSeq and is a predicted model, not a curated record. Lineage: Eukaryota; Metazoa; Chordata; Mammalia; Eulipotyphla; Talpidae. The transcript has 16 exons. Gene Ontology annotation, molecular function: guanyl-nucleotide exchange factor activity.
UACAGGGUCCCUCACGUCUUCCAGAGCACCAGUGUGCGCAUGUGGAAUGUGGUGCAGUUUGGGGGGGUGUCCGGUUGGGAGGGAGGAUCUGAUUCCUGUUUCCUGCCCCUACUCACUCAGCCCUGGGAGGUGACUGAGAGUGGAGAGGACUCAAGGGGGAUGACUCCUGCAUACUAUCUCACUCCUUCCAAGAGAUCAGAGGAAGAUGUCAGCCCAGUCUCUUCCAGCAGCAACUCCCCCUACCCAGAAACCCCCUCGGAUCAUCCGCCCCCGCCCCCCUUCACGCCCCCGGGCUGCCCAGUCCCCAGGGCCCCCCCACAAUGGUUCUCCACAAGAAUCUUCCCUCACCUCCAAUGAUGCAGCUACCCCAAUGUGCACUCCCAUUUUCUGGGAGCCCCCGGUCUCAUCCCUCAAGCCCCCUGCCCUUCUUCCCCCUUCAGCUUCUAAAGUCAGCCUUGACUCCCAGGCUUCCCCAGAUUCACCUUCUAGCACCCCCAGUCCAGUGUCCCGGCGCUCCAUCUCCCCAGAGCCGGCUCCCCGAUCUCCAGUCCCCCCACCCAAACCCUCAGGGUCACCCCACACAACUCAGCCCCAAGUCUUGGCUCCCGAUAGCUCUUCCUCAGUCUCCUCCUCAGCCCCCGGCACUGUGCGGAGACUGGCUGGCAAGUUUGAGUGGGGGACUGAAGGCAGAGUGCAGGCUGUGGAUGCCCUGGAGCCCGGGCCUCAAGGGGCAGUGGAUGUGAAUGGGGAGAGAGAGAGUCCGCAGGGCAUCCUCAAUGGGAGUGGGUCUCAGGAUAACGGGCCUCCUGAUGCUGCCCUGGUCUGCCCUCCCUCCUGCCCUUGUGUCUGCCAUGUAGCUCGGCCUGGCCAGGAGCUCCGAUGGGUGCCUGUGGGGGGCUAUGAGGACAUCCCCAGGACUCUCUGUCGGGCCUCCCCACUUCGAGCCUCCCGCUCACGGCCCAAUCCUCCAAUUGUCAGUAAGCCCUCAGUUGUUCUCACAUCCUAUCGUUCUACUGCUGAGCGCAAACUCCUGCCACCCCUAAAACCCCCCAAACCAACUCGAGUCAGGCAGGAUACCAUCAUCUCUGAGGACCACCCACUGCCAGAUCUCGAUCUGCCCUCCGAAGAUGGAAUCAAAACAGGGGACAGUCCUCGUGAAAUUCCUCGGAAUGCUCCUCCAGCAACCAUGGAGGGAAGGGAGGAGGAAGGGCUGGAGCUGUUGAAAGAGCAAAACUGGGAGUUACCCCUGCAGGAUGAACCCCUGUACCAGACCUACAGAGCUGCUGUGCUGUCAGAGGAGCUAUGGGGGGUCAGUGAGGAUGGGGGUCCCUCUCCAGCAAUUCCUGGGGAUGCGCCCACCUUCUCACGGCCCCCUGGACCUCGAAACACACUAUGGCAGGAACUUCCGGCUGUGCGAGCCAGUGGCCUCCUGGAUACCCUCAGUCCAGAGGAGAGACGCAUGCAGGAGAGCCUGUUUGAGGUGGUGACAUCUGAGGCCUCCUACCUGCGCUCCCUGCGGUUGCUGACAGACACCUUUGUGCUGAGCCAGGCUCUCCGGGACACGCUUACCCCCCGGGAUCACCACACCCUCUUUUCCAAUGUGCAGCGAGUCCAGGGAGUCAGCGAGCGGUUCCUAGGGACAUUGCUGUCCCGAGUACGCUCUUCCCCCCACAUCAGCGACCUGUGUGAUGUGGUGCAUGACCACGCCAUGGGGCCUUUCUCGGUGUAUGUGGACUAUGUGCGAAACCAGCAGUAUCAGGAGGAGACCUACAGCCGCCUCAUGGACACGAAUGUGCGCUUUUCUGCGGAGCUGCGGAGGCUGCAGAGCCUCCCGAAGUGUGAGCGGCUCCCUCUGCCGUCCUUCCUGCUGCUACCCUUCCAGCGCAUUACCCGGCUCCGCAUGCUGCUGCAGAAUAUCCUGCGCCAGACAGAGGAGGGGUCCAGCCGCCAGGAAAAUGCCCAGAAGGCCCUGGGUGCUAUCAGCAAGAUCAUUGAGCGUUGCAGUGCCGAGGUGGGGCGCAUGAAACAGACAGAGGAGCUGAUCCGGCUCACGCAGAGGCUACGCUUCCACAAAGUCAAGGCCUUGCCCCUGGUCUCCUGGUCAAGGCGCCUGGAAUUGCAAGGGGAGCUGACUGAAUUAGGGUGCCGGAGAGGAGGCGUGCUUUUCACUUCACGUCCUCGAUUUACCCCCCUCUGCCUGCUGCUCUUUAGUGACCUGUUGCUCAUCACCCAACCCAAGAGUGGGCAGCGACUACACGUUCUGGACUAUGCUCAUCGUUCCCUGGUCCAGGCUCAGCAGGUUCCAGACCCAUCUGGACCCCCUACUUUCCGCCUCUCCCUUCUCAGCAACCACCAGGGCCGCCCCACCCACCGGUUACUCCAGGCUUCAUCCCUAUCAGACAUGCAGCGCUGGCUGGGAGCCUUCCCUACCCCAGGUCCCCUUCCCUGCUCCCCAGACACCAUCUAUGAGGACUGUGCAGAUUGUUCCCAGGAACUGUGUUCAGAGUCUUCAACACCAGUCAAGACAGAGGCACAGAAUCUGGAAUCCAGGGCUCCCUUCAAACACUUGCACAAGAGCCCUGAAGGCUGGCUGAAAGGACUUCCUGGGGCCUUCCCUGCCCAGUUGGUGUGUGAAGUCACAGGGGAACAUGAAAGGAGGAAGCACCUUCGCAAGCACCAGAAGCUUCUUGAGGCUGUUGGGCCCUCUUCAGACACCCCCAGUGCCCCCCCACCUUAAUGGAGCCUGGGGAGGAGGCACAGGUUGGGACAGCUGGCAGCUGGCUGUGGAGAGGACAGAACCCAUUCAUCCACUGGAAUCGCUGUCAGUGGAAACGCUACCUCUAAUGGCAACCAACAGGGAACAAACUUCAGGACAGGGCAGCCAAUGAAAAUGGGGCCGUCGGAGCUCACACAUCAGAGAGAAUGAGGAUGGCUUGAGUUUGUUGCCAGUGGAGACAAAUUUAGAACAGAGCAGCCAAUGGGUGCUGAGCUGACUGAGCCCUUGGCCAAUGAGCAUCCCUGCUAUGCUCAUAGCUAAGGAAGAGGAAGCUAGAUCAACGCAGCUAAAAAAGACUGGGUUGCAGAUAAAAGUCCUAGAACAAAAGAGCCAACAGUAGUGAACAGGGACCCGUGCAGUCAAAAGAGGGGUCCAAGAGAUCUCGUGACCCUGCUUGGUUCUAUAGCAAUGAUGGAUCCUGCCUUUUGAGUCUGGGAAGUGUUAAAUUCUAUUCCUGGGGUGCCUCCUGUGCCCUCUCAAGCUACUUCUCUUCUAGAAGAAUCCACAGUGUGUGUCUCAGAGGAUCUGUUUGUCUUAGUUCACAUGUCAGGAAGGUGAUUCUGUUGAACUUGGUGUGUGUGCAUGGUUUUUCUCCCCUCCCAGAUGAUUUCUUUCCUACCCCUCAUUUUUCCUAUUCCUUUCUCCAAGGAGCACACUGACUGAGCUCCAGAGGACAACGUGCUUGGUGUGGCUUGGCAGUCAGAAGCCAGAGCUGGGGAUGAGAGCCCUAGGUUUUGGGUCUCUUUGAGGCCAGUGUUCCAUGACAGUGGAGGAUAAUGUUAUGGUACAGUCAAGCUGCCUGGCAGAGUAGCCCAAGGGACUAAAGAUGGCCAACAGCUGGGGCCUGAGGCUCCUGGAAGUUUUCAGGCCCUUCUCCUUGCCCCACAGUUUGGCCUCCAUGAUCUCUGUCUGCAGACCCUCUGACCUGAGCUAUAAUCAGUCAUCUAGCCUCAGCUCUGGGCUUCGGAUUGGCUCUGGGUCCCAGGUUCAGGUGAAGAAAUGAGAGUUCUGGAUCAUGAGUUGGCUGGUGAGCUAGGCCUGAGCUUUCUUGCCUUUACCCCGGUCCUGUCACAGAAACACUGGGCCAGGAAGUGGGGAGAGAAAGGAGAGCCAGUGCUGCUGUCCAACUCCAUCUAAAGCACCUGCUUCAAGAUGAGAAACUGCUCAGGUGAGAGAUGCAGACAGGGCAGAGCAGACAGUGAGGAGGGCCCCAAGCAUCCCAUGCUAGGUCAUCACACCUCUUCUUCUGCUCAUACAUGGCAACUUGCCCAGGAUAGAAACUGCCACACUGACCUCAGGAGGUGCAGAAACUCUGAAAGAGGGAGCAAAGCAUUGGCAUUUGGCAUGUUCAUGACUUUGGAGAUUCACUGGCAAAUGAAAAACCUUCAAUAAAUGUUGGUGGAACUAUAUUGAGGCUCUCCAGGGGACUGUGUACUUAAAGGUGGUUUCCAAAUAUGGUUCCCAAAUGGGUGGGGCUGGUUGGAAAAUUAUUCUUUGAGAUUAGGGCUGGGUUCUGCUGGGAACCGAGGGUUGUAGAUCAGCUGCAAGACAUGAAUGUGUUGGAUCACACAUAGCUCAAGGCCUAAGAAUCUGGCAGUGGCGAGUUUGGAGAUGCUGGGGUGUAGGGCUACUGCAGGUUGGAGAAAAAGACAGGGCAGGGCCACCUACAGCUGGGGCUCCAGGUUGCAGUUGUACCGAGAAGACAAAAAAUAAAUAAAUAAAAAGACAGCAGCAAUAAAGUUUCUCUACAGAUCAGUCAAAUAUCUCUAUAUUUAAUUCAGUUCAGUUCUAGACCUAUUUAUUAUUAAGAGUCUUAUGCUCUACUGACUGAGCUAGCCAGGCUUUACACCUAUUUAUUGAGUGUUUUCUAUGUGCCAGGCUCUCUGUAUCUGAGAAGAAAAAGACAAGGGAUUUGCCCUCCAGGAGUCUAUAUUCUAGGUUGGGGCGCAGAUGGGGAGAAUAAUUACCAAGUAAACAAGUUAAUAAGAACAUAGGACCUCCCCUGGUGGCGCAGCGGUUGAGUGCUGGGCUGUGAGGUUGCCCGCAGCCUCUGCAGUGCCGGUUUGUUCCCCGGCUGCAGGCGAGGGUCCCACAAAAAAAAAAAAAAAAAAAAGAACAUAAAGUCAAGUAGCAAUAAGUGUUAUGUAGAAAAUUCAGCAAGGGCUGUGAUAGUGUGUGUGUGUGUGUAUUUAGGUGGAAGUGAUGUUUGAGUUGAGACCCAAAUGACAAGAAGGAAGUGGCCCUGGGAAGACCGGUGCUAAGAGUAUUCUGGGCAGGGGGUGAAGGGAAGUGUGGGUGACAAGAAGGGAACUGAAGCCCAGGAAGAGAAUAUAGUGGUAGUGAGAGGGACCUGGCACUUGUGCUCCUUCAAGGUUCCUGGUGGGGAGAGCCAGACUCCUCUGUGCUCCCUUCUCCCUCAGAGAAAGAGAGAGACAGACAGACACUCAGAGGCAGACACAAAGCUUUGCAUGUAUCCUAUAAAUAUUCCUCCCAGCUCCUCACCCCUUCCCCAAGUCCUGUUACUUAGGAAGCACCAGCUACAAUCCAUAUGUUCUAAUAGUGGGAUAAUAGGGAGAUGAAGUCUAAAUAAGAAUCGUUUGGAGGACAGAAAGGCACAUAAAAUACAACCACAUGUUCCGAAAGUGACUGAAAAAAUGGAGGGAGGGAGACAUCCAUAUUUCUGUUACCAUAGAUACCCCUUUCCAUCUUGGGGUGAUUUGAGUAUUUGUGUGAAGUCCUGGAGGGGUCUGCGUUCUGGGAGCCUGUCUGAGAGGGCCCAGGAGCAUGAAGCAGCUAUCAGUUUUACAUAGACGCAUGCUGGGGAGGUGAAAGACAUGAACAUUUUCCUUCCUUCCUUCCUCUCUCUCUCUUUCUCUUUCUCUUUCUUUUCUUUCAGAUUUAUUUAUUUAUACAAGAACUGGGGUACAGGCCAGAGGCACGGGAGGGUGAGAGAAUUCACCAGAGACAGAGCGGGGAGCAGAACAGGCAGACACUUCUGAGGGGAGCAGCGGGCGAGACAGGAGAGGUCUGCUGCACCAUGUGGGUAUCUCCAUGGCCUGCCAGGAAUCGAACCCAUGCUGCAGAGGCUGCGGACAGCCCCACAGCCCUGCCCUCAACCUGUUGUGUCACUGAGGAGUCCCGAGAUGAACAUUUUCAUAGGGUUUGGAAAGGCCUGGUUCCAGAAGUGCCUGUCGGGGCAGGGUGGGGAAGCUGUGUCCACUUUGGGAGUCUCUCUGAGGAUGUGCUCCUCUAGUCACAGCCCUGUUCUUCUUAUUUGUAGCCACCAUAUUUGGGGAGCUGAUGAUAAAACACGGCACUGAUCCUGCUUUGCCCUUCUACAAAGCGUGGCUUCCCCAAGCUAGGUCAUCACACCUUAGCUGCGAGGUGUUGCACUUGUGACCACAAGCAACCGUAGAUGUGAAGAACACCCUUUCUCCAACAAACCUGCUCCCUUGCUCUGCCCUGUCUUGCCCCACGCCUCCAGCCCACUUCCUGUGAUCCUUUCCAGAGCCCUUCAGCUUGGCGCACUGUCCAUUCCUGAAAAUCUCUUCUCCUUCCUUCUGGGGUUCAACUUUCUUUUCAUCUGCUGGUUCCAGGUCAGGGCUGGCCGCUUCACCAAGGGAGAACCUUCCAGCCCACAGCAACCCGACAGUUCCUCAAGGUAGACAAAGUUGAGCAAAGGGACAGAGCCCCAAGAAUUUACCCUUUUAACCAACCAGGCUGCCCACCACGCUCGGGUGCGUGGCCAGACUCCUCCCAGUCCGUGUUUUCGGGACUGGCUCUGCCUCCAGAGGGGACUGCUCCCCUCCGGGGCAGUCCUCUCUCUAGCUCCCGCAGUCGCCCGGACACCCAGUCACCGCUGAAUUUUGUACCCUUUAGCUGGUUGGGUGGCGGGGGAGCCUACUGGAUCCCCUCGAGGCUCACUCCUGAGCAUCAGAGGAGGGGUUGGCAGUUUCCUUGGGUCGCGAUUACACACCUGUCAGGGUGAACCUUCUACCAAUGCUAAAGCUCAAGCUGCUCUGCCCGGACUCACUGACUUUGGGACUUUGGGGCCCCAACCUCUCUUCCUUGCCCUAAUUUCCUUUUUUUCGCCUCCAUUUCCACUUAUCCCCCAGCCCCCUGCAAUUACCUUUUCCUUCACUUGCGAAGUCUUUCCCCAUGCUUGGAAAUCUGAAGAUGCCUUCUGUGGGAAGGGUUGAAUCCAAAUUUUGAGGGGUCCUUUUAAAGAAAAAGAAUACAAACUAUGUCAACUCUUUCUGCCCGUUUGUGUCUGUGCAAGCAUCUUUUUUCCCCCUUUUUUAAAUUAAUAAACUUGCUCUUCUGGAUAUAUACAAAAGUACAAAAUA